AUGUUUAAUGCAUGGUUGAAACAUGGACAUCGAACAGCCAUAGGACAAGUUUCCAAAAUAGUAGUAACAGCACCAAUAUCAUUUGAAGUCAUCACGCUGCAUCCAUCAGUACCAACACCUACACAUAGUUUUGAAUCUAAUCCGAUCAUGCCGAAAAAAAGAGAAAAUUUUUGUCAGUUAAAUAUAACUGCUGCAGUUAAUGCAGUUUUAAAUGACGGUUUAAGUAAAAAAGCAGCUGCAAAAAAAUUUGCCACUGUAUUGUCAGAUAAAGAGGAAGAAUUGUUACAAACUUGGAUAAUUGAAAGCUGUAAAAAAGGUUUUCCAAGAAGAAAAGAAGAUUUACAAAUGAGUGUGAAGCAAUUUUUGGAUAUAAACUACAGACAUACUCCUUUUAAAAAUAAUAUGCCAGAAUGGUUCUCUGACAUCCAUCAAUAUCUAGUAGAUAAAAAACUUGAUGACAUAUUGCAAGAUCCCACUAGAUUAUUCAAUGGUGAUGAAACUGGAUUCUCGCUAUGUCCCAAAACCAAAUCAGUUUUAGCUCCAAAAGGAGCUAAAGAUAUUUAUGAGGUAGCAGUAGGUAAUGCUAAAGAAAAUCUUACAGUUACGUUCACAUUUAAUGCUGCUGGUGACAUGUGCCAUCCGAUGGUAAUUUAUAACUAUCAGAGAAUCCCACAAGAUAUUGUAAAUUCUGUUCCUCCCAAUUGGGGAAUAGGUCAUUCCGAAUCAGGUUGGAUGAAAUCUGAGGUUUUUUAUGAAUUCAUUGCGAAUAUAUUUUACCCUUUUGUAGUUGAAAAGGGAAUAACAUUUCCUAUAAUUUUAUUUGUUGAUGGCCACAAAAGCCAUCUUACCUAUCAAUUAAAGGAGUUAUGUACAAGUUUAAAUAUUAUAUUAAUUGCAUUAUAUCCAAACUCCACUAGAAUUUUACAGCCAGCUGAUGUGGCUGCAUUUCGACAACUUAAAUCUGGUUGGAAAAAAGGAGUGUUUGAGUGGAGAAAAGACAAUAAUUUAAGUACAGCUGUAACUAAAAAAGAUUUUGCCCCUAUAUUACAAAAGGUAAUUGAUGAAACUGUUAAAGCAGAAACUUUAAUUAAUGGUUUUAAAGCUUGUGGAUUGUACCCUUGGAAUCCUGAUUCUAUUGAUUUUAAAAAAUGUAUUGGUACUAAUACAAAAAAAACUAAAUUAGUCAACGAAAUUAAUAAUACACAAUAUCAAUGUCCUCUUACUCUUGAACAAUUCUGUAAUACUGUAAGUCCUGAAUGUAUUAAAAAGUUUGAAAAUUUUAAUGAUAUUGUUAAAUCUAAUGUUAUUAGUGAAGAAUUUCAUACAUUAUAUAAAUUGUAUCAAUUACUUAAAUCUAAUGAUAAAAAUAUGUUAAAUAGUGGUGUGAAGUGUAUUACAGAGGCUAGUGAGCAGAAUUUAUUAGAUUUUAUAGAAGACCAAAAUGAAGUAACUAUAAUUGAUGACAGUUUUUUUGAUAGUAGUAAAGAAGUUUUUCAAGAUGCAAUAGAGCAAAACAAAAUGGAUGUGUGUGUAGAAGCCAAUAAAGAGAAAACAGAUUUUAUUUGUAAUGAAAUAGAAAAUACAAGAAAACAGGAUGAAAUUGAAAUUAGUAUAGAGAAGAAUGUAGUUACACCCAGACAUUUAAAUGGAAAAACUUUUCAAAUUUCUCCUUUAGAAUCAUGUCUUGUGUGGCCAGUUACUCCAGAAAGGAAAGGUAAACGUAAUGUUGAAAGAGUACCAUAUGUUGUAUCAUCUAAAAUGUGGAAAAGUAUGAACCAGUCUAAAGAAGAUAAAAAGAAACAAAUUGAGCUUGAAAAAGAAAAUAGGAAAAAAAACAGAAUACAUAAUAGAUUGCUUAAAUCGAAUUUGGUCAAUGAUAAAAAAUUAAAAACUGUUACUAAAUCAAAGGAUGUGAGAAUAUAUUUCAAAAAGAUAUUGUGUAUAAGAAAAACCAUCUGA
This is a messenger RNA of Aphis gossypii (cotton aphid), 1959 nucleotides long. RefSeq lists its product as uncharacterized. Gene Ontology annotation, cellular component: nucleus. The record is from RefSeq and is a predicted model, not a curated record. The transcript has 4 exons. The coding region runs from base 1 to 1959 and encodes 652 amino acids. Lineage: Eukaryota; Metazoa; Arthropoda; Insecta; Hemiptera; Aphididae. Gene Ontology annotation, molecular function: DNA binding.